Melampsora larici-populina 98AG31 is the source of this 1294-nucleotide messenger RNA. RefSeq lists its product as uncharacterized. The record is from RefSeq and is a predicted model, not a curated record. The coding region runs from base 134 to 1093 and encodes 319 amino acids. The transcript is spliced from 4 exons. Lineage: Eukaryota; Fungi; Basidiomycota; Pucciniomycetes; Pucciniales; Melampsoraceae.
ACUGAAUAUAAAGUCGUUCAUCUUCUUUGCAAACUUUCAGUCUCGUCUGCAAGAUACAUCGACAAAUCUCUAGAAAAAAACCUUGUCACAAACUUCUUCAACAAAACAUUCCUAAAUCUCGUCCUUCUUCAUUAUGCCUUCUCUUACCUUUAUCGGCUUGACGGAAAUCUCUGCCCAAGAUUUGAAACCCCAGCCUCAGUCCUCGCGAAUCUUAGGGUUUCCUCUUACAAUAAAUAUCAAAUCAAGCGAGCCAUAUUACCAUACAUCAUAUUCGUUGUCUCGACCAGGUGUUGAUCUUAUCUUGGCCUCAUCCGAUCGUAUCCCCUGUCGAUUUGCAAUCUCUUCUACCGAAUUGGCUUUCCAUCCCGAAGUCCUCACACGUACUAAUCGAGUCAAGAUCCAAUUUGACGCGGGCUUACCUUUGAUUCAGUUGGAUGCAUCUAAGGAGGUUAUUGAGAUCAUCUUAGCAUGUCUUGAUUCAGGUCUUGUGCCAGACCUCUCUGGGUACACGUUCGAUGAUCUUGUUGGUGCGUUGGAGGCUGUCGCGGGACAAUACGAACUUGAGCAUGUAGAGCGACACUGUCUUCUUGCAAUUGGCGCUUACUACAAGCUCAAACCGAUUCACGUCUUUUCUCUGGCUGUGAUUUACGGAUGUACCUGGAUGGCAAAACUCGCGUCUGGUUUUACACUAGCCCUCGACAUUAGUCUUCCACAGCAUAAGUGCCUUCUUUCGAGCGAAGCCUAUGAUGCCUUAACUGAACUUCAUACUUAUCGAAGGAAGAAAGCUCGUGAAAUCUUGAACCAAUUAAGAUUACCUGUGAUCAUAAAUCAUCAAGCACAAAAUUGUUCACAAGUUCAAUUGAUCGAAUUCUGGAAACCUUUAAUUUCAAGAGUCAAGAGACUAUCAUGGAAUUCUCAAACAAAUUUGAAAAUCAAACAGUUAUUUACAAAUGAAUUAAAAAAGGCUUCGAUUGAAGUACAUUGUAAUGAAUGUUUAAAUUUGAUGGAUUCUUUGGUUGAUCAAGCUGAUUUAGAAUUUGAUUUGGUUAGGUCUUGGGCUCUUCCUACUUCUGAUUCAUCUUAUCCUUGUUAGACUUUUUAUCAUUCUUAUUUUGUUGUAAUGGUUGAAUAUAAAAAUGGAGUGAUGACCUAAUAAAUCCUAUUUUAUUGAUGUAUACCAAUGUUCAUAACACAACUUCAAAAAAUUGAUCACAAGAUUCUUGUGAUAAAUUUUGUUUCACUUUCAAAUUGAUGAAAUCACGAGCUACUUGAAAACGCUCAAGUUGUCCAUGUU